Theobroma cacao (cacao) is the source of this 2576-nucleotide messenger RNA. It is a transcript of the gene DFC, whose product is annotated as DHFS-FPGS homolog C. Gene Ontology annotation, biological process: tetrahydrofolylpolyglutamate biosynthetic process. Gene Ontology annotation, cellular component: cytosol; cytoplasm; mitochondrion. Gene Ontology annotation, molecular function: tetrahydrofolylpolyglutamate synthase activity; ATP binding. Lineage: Eukaryota; Viridiplantae; Streptophyta; Magnoliopsida; Malvales; Malvaceae. The record is from RefSeq and is a predicted model, not a curated record.
GAAGAGAAUCAGAUGGAGUUGUGAGCUGUCAUAAAAAUGCCUUUUCAAAAACGUAAAACGUGGCAACGUGGAGGCCUCUGGACUCUGUUUCCGGUAUGCCACAAGCAAAGGGCAGUGGCGUGGCCUUGAGAAGCCAAUUUGCAUACACAACAAAACUAGGAUUAUGCUUCUUCCUCCCCUUCACUUCCCCACAGCCCAACCGCAAAGAUUUUAUGCUUCUUUCCAUCCUUCACUACUUCUGAUUGAUGUUUCCUGAUGAUUGGUCAUGCAAACACUGUUCUGAAGUGUGGGAUUUUUGGACUUUCGAACUUCCACGAACAAGAACAGUUUUUCUUUACACCAGGACAGAUAUUCUCUUGUUUAGCAAUCUCCCUUCACAAUCAAGGUCUCACUAGAGACGGUAGGCUUCAAGCUAGAACAAAAUCAGGAUCAAAGUUGCAUCAAUGCAGUACUUUAUAUGGCUUUAGGUACUCAAAUAUGUCAUCCCAAGUCCUGGAGAACAUGGGGAGCAAUGAGGUCAUUAGAGAUUACUUGGAGGAUGUGCCUCUUUCAUUUUCAUAUGAACCUGCCAUGGAUGCACUUUCCUCCCUCAUCACACGCCAGAAACGUGGAGAACGAUCAAAUGUGAUGGGUAAAUAUGGAAAAUUGGACAGGAUGCUGAUGUAUCUUAAGAUACUAGGCCUUGAAGAACAAGUAGCCGGCCUGAAAAUUAUCCAUGUUGCAGGAACUAAAGGAAAGGGUUCAACAUGUACAUUCUGUGAAGCUAUUCUACGUGAGAGUGGCUUUCGAACUGGAUUGUUCACAUCUCCUCAUUUAAUUGAUGUCAGAGAAAGAUUUCGUUUAGAUGGGUUGGAGAUAUCAGAAGAAAAGUUUCUGCAAUAUUUUUGGAAUUGUUGGCAUAUAUUGAAGGAAAAUAUUACAGAUGCUCUACCAAUGCCUCCACUGUUUCAGUUCCUUACUGUUUUAGCAUUCAAAAUAUUUGUAUGUGAACAGGUGGAUGUUGCGAUUAUUGAAGUUGGACUGGGAGGAACCAGAGAUUCAACAAAUGUGAUUAAACAACCUGUUGUCUGUGGCAUUACUUCUCUGGGGAUGGAUCACAUGGAGACAUUGGGAAAUAUCCUGGGUCAGAUUGCUCUACACAAGGCUGGAAUUUUUAAGCAUCAAAUUCCUGCAUUCACGGUUCCCCAACUUUCUGAAGCAAUGGAGGUUCUUCAGGAGAGGGCUCAUGAACUGAUGGUUCCUUUAAACGUAGCUGCACCUCUUGAUAGUAAAAAUUUGAAAGGAGUAAAAAUUAGCUUGUCUGGUGAUCAUCAGCUCAUUAAUGCUGGUCUUGCUGUUUCACUUUGCAAAUGUUGGCUUCAGAGAACAGGAAACUGGGAAAAGAUAUUACACAAUGACAGUCAGGAAACUGAUAUUCCAGAAGCAUUUUGUAGAGGUCUUUCAACUGCGUAUCUUUCUGGGAGGGCUGAAAUUGUUUAUGAUAAGUUUUCAAAAUACUAUAAUUCAUCAGCAACGGAUGAGAAUUCCUGUGGAAAUCUCAUUUUUUAUUUGGAUGGAGCUCAUAGUCCUGAGAGCAUGGAGGCCUGUGCCAGAUGGUUUUCUAGUGUUGCAAAAGGGAAUGGGAAGGUGUCACCUCUAUCAUUAUCUGCUUUGAGAAAUUUUGGGAAUGGUUGUGCUAGACAUAUAAAGGACAAGGUUGAGGAGUCUAAUGUAAUUUCAAAGCAGAUUCUCUUGUUCAACUGCAUGGAGGUGAGAGACCCUCAAGUUUUGCUUACUCAUCUUGUUAAUGCUUGCUCUUCCUCAGGCACACAUUUGUCCAAAGCACUUUUUGUUCCAAACAUGUCAAAAUAUAAUAAGGUUACUUCUGGCACCUCAAUUACUGCUUCAGAUAGCACAAGCGGGGACUUUUCAUGGCAGUUUAGCCUCCAGAGGAUUUGGGAAAAGGUUAUCCAUGGGCCAGAUCCUGUGCUUGACAGAAGCACCAUGAUGAACCGCACAGUGAGCUUACCAUCACUUGAGUUCCUCUAUGAGGAUGCAUUUCAUUGCAGUGCUGCAGAUCAACUUUUAGCUUGCAGUGCUGUGAUGCCUUCAUUGCCACAGACAAUAAAAUGGUUGAGGGAUUGUGUUAAAGAAAAACCUUCUGUCAGAGUUCAGGUUCUUGUGACUGGUUCACUGCAUCUGGUCGGUGAUGUGCUGAAGCUCUUGAGGAGAUGAUUUAACUUAAAGAGGAUAUGGAUCAUAGGGGGCUUCCACAAAAGUACUUUCACAUGAUUUCCUUAAUCAAAUUUUAGGUUCUAACCAAAUGGAAGAAGAUACACAGAUGCCUAUGCUUACAAACACAUAUAACUGAUUGAGAUUCAGAGUUGAUUUUGAUCACACAGCUGCGACACCUGUGAUUUAUUGUGCCAGGUGAUACUUGGGUACUAAUAAUGCUUCCUUUUCCUGUAAGUUUAUUGUGUGAUUUAUUUUGUAUUUUAUAAAAACACCUAGUGUUGUAUAACUAAUCCAUUGUUUACAAAAAAGGAAACCUUUAUUUUUCGCAUUUAUAGAUUCAAGUGCUAUCAUAAUUCAAUUGU